AUUGAUCAUGGCACAGUGCGAAACCCCUAACACUGAUAGUUCCAUCAAAGUUCACUGUAGUCCUCAGCGCUUUUUUCUGGAUUGCAGGGUCUGUAAUUGAGUUCUAGGUUGGAGUGAAUUUUCUGUUCGAUGUGAAAUCAUUAAGGUUGGUGCUAGGAUGAGGAUCACAAGUUAUUAAAAGAUACUUUAUCCUUUUACUUACAAUAAAAACAAAAACAAACGUACGUAGCGUUGGCGGAUUAAGAAGUUUACAGACCAAAGGACUACAACGACACAACGAUCAUGGCAAAAUUAUUCCGGAUCGUGAAACUCCACGACAGAUUCAAUACAGAAGUCUUCACAUUUCAGCUUCCGGCUAAACUAAUCAAAGACAACGCCCCCACUUCUUUCUCAAAAGAAAUUGUUUAUGGCUACCAAAAAUGGACAACAAAUUUUGUGAAAAGCGAGAAACACUUGGGCGCGUUCCUGAAGCUCCAAACGGCGUCUCCACAUGUAGUAUGCCGGGUGGACUAUGCCUUUACCAUGGUUAACACAGAACACUUCACAAAAAACGAAACUUUUAUCGAAAAGGGUUCAGAAUUCUCAAAAGAAUGCGACACCAGGGGACGCCAAACAUUCAUAUCGUUGGAGGAUCUGGUGACGCGGACAUUUAUACAACAAACUGGGGACUUCCUGGUGGAAUUGGAACUAAGAUAUGUGACUACAGCCAUGGAAUGUUUCAUCCGUAUUCCAAAAGACUACCAUACUAAAUACGCAAGCAACACGAAACUUGAAACACCGUAUUUUAGUUUCGGAUUAUUUGACUGGAGUAUUUCUCUGUAUCCGAACACACCCACUCAAGACACAGAGGGAAAUGUUGCAGUGCAGCUGCACAGGCACACUAACUUUGACCAUCUGUGUCGAGUUCGGUAUGACGUCAGGAUUGGUGAAAACCAAGGAUUUGAGUCAGGUACCAUAGAACAGUGGUUAGACGGAAGUGGAAACGGUGAACCCUACAUCAUCGGGUCUACAAUACAUAUACUUUCCAGGGGGCGUUCUACUAUUCGUGUCCGCGUGAACAUGUACUCUGUUGUGUCUAUGAGCGAGGCGGCACUUUCGGUCUUAAAUAAGAACCGCAAUCGCGUGCACUUGUACGACAGAGACAAACAAGCUUGGAUGUUAGAAUCUGACAUCUCAGGAAAAUAUCUUGCCUUUAAACUCUACUAUACCGACGUGUCACAUGUUCCCAGAAAAUGCACCCGACUUGUCAGCUUUGACUUAGCAGUGUUAUCCGUUGACCUUGACCGACCAACGAUCAAAGCUAGCAAUGGCCCAUUUAGCCGAUAUUACGUACAAGAGGACUUGGAUGAAGGAUUCAAAAUGCACACAAAUAUUCUGGUUAGAGAGCUCCAGGAUCCCCGGUGUGAAUUUCUCUCAGCAGACGACCAGAAAGUGACAGUACACAUCCAUUGGAUAGAUUCCCAUCUCUUAACCACGCCCACUUAUCACAGCCUCGAUGAUGUCAGCAGAUUACAUAAACACCAGAUGACGCGGGAGAUUCUGGCCCUUCAGUCUGAGAACUACGCCCUGGAAAAACAGCUAUACAGCUACCAGAAAUCUAUUGCUCGAACAAACUCCAGAGGGCAGUCCGAAUCGGACGAUUGUCUUAACGAUAGAAUCCAUUAUCGAUAAGACAUGCAGUAUCCGAACGAGAGUAAUGAGUGGGACCGGAUCCGACAGUGACCGGAUAUUAUUAAGCAAGAAAGUAAAUCGAAUGAGUAUUCCCUAUCCGAUACUUUGAACGAAUUUUAUUUUGAUAGCACUCAGUUUUUUUCCACUACUCGAUAAAUAAUCGAUGUCACUUAUGGGAUUUUUCACAGCACUACGUUACACAACAAUGACCUGCACAGUUUGUAGCAUUAAAUUGAACUUAUACGUACAUCAAUGGAAAACAGAAAAUUCAUCUUAAUUACGUACAUCAAUGGAAAACAGAAAAUUCAUCUUGAUUAAAAGUUUGCACGUUAGAAUUAGAAACUGCAGAAAAUGAUUGAGAUUAAUUUCACAAUUAGCACAUCAUCACGUGUCAAAAAAACAAAAACUGCUUAAUAAAAUCUUGUAACGUUCUAAUUAUAUUUUUAUCUUUUUUCCCGACAUUGAUGAAUGUUUCGGCAAGCACGUGAGAGAAUCAACUAUACAUUUCUCUAGAUAAGUACUGCGUGAAUAAAAUUUAAAAAU
Molecule: messenger RNA, 2214 nt
Organism: Ostrea edulis (European flat oyster)
Lineage: Eukaryota; Metazoa; Mollusca; Bivalvia; Ostreida; Ostreidae
Exons: 4
Coding region: 283-1671 (462 amino acids)
Molecular function (GO): protein binding
Source: RefSeq, a predicted model, not a curated record